UAAUGCUCUUUUUUAAUAGAGUGAGUUAUAAAGUUAGAAACAUUAUUACAUCACAUUAUAUUAUAUUAUAUUAUUAAUAAUGCUCUUUUUUAAAGGCUUAGGAUACAAAGUUAGAAAAUCUAUAUUUUAAAUUACAUUUUGAUAAUUAUAUUAUUGAUUAGAUAUUGAUAUUUUAAUAGGUUGAGGUUAAUAAAUUAGAAAUUAUUUUUAAAAAAUCAAAUCAGUAAUGCUCUUUUUAAUAACUGUAAGCGAACUGUACAGCAUUGUUUACUAUAGCCUAUUACAGUAUAUGUGUCUCUUUGGAACUGGAGUCCUCACUAUGACACAAGUACAGUAGUGUACAGUAGUCCAGUCUAGUGUGUGGUUUAAUUGUUAACGCAGAGCGGGUUUUAACUGUGUUAAAGCUCGCGUUUAGCACGCAUGCCCUGUGCUGAGCGCGUCUUUCUGUCCGGCCCAAAGUCACAUCUGAGGAUGUGCGAGAAAAUAUCCGGUUGCAAUUGACGGGCAGCGGCAGCCGGAGCACUAAAAGUGGCGUCUUCCCACGGGACCCUCCUCACCUCCAGUGAGCGAGUGCGCGCACGCAGUGCCCGGGACCGAGAGUUUGUGCGGAAAGAAAACAGAGAUGAGCCACGCUACAACGAAGUUAUAGCAUGGACCAGCUAUGUUGUCGAGAAAAGGACUCAUUCCCGAGGAUUACCUGCUGACCCGCUUGGCGGAGAAUGUGCUACAGCCUAAAUUCAAGGCUAAAUCGCGGAAAGCGCGAUUCGUCGCCAAGAACGGAACGUGCAACGUCGCGCACACGAACAUUCGCGAACAAGGACGCUUUCUCCAGGACGUCUUCACUACUCUAGUGGACUUAAAAUGGCUUCACACGCUUUUGAUCUUCACUAUGUCGUUCCUGUGCAGUUGGCUCCUGUUCGGGAUGAUCUGGUGGCUCAUCGCGUUCGCGCACGGAGAUCUGGACGCGAAAGGUGAGGACUUUGUGCCGUGCGUAACGGACAUCCACUCGUUCUCCUCCGCGUUUCUGUUCUCCAUCGAAGUGCAGGUGACUAUCGGUUUUGGCGGGCGGAUGAUCACCGAGGAGUGCGUCUCGGCCAUCGUGAUACUGAUCCUUCAAAACAUAGUAGGUCUGGUGAUCAAUGCCAUCAUGCUAGGAUGCAUCUUCAUGAAAACAGCGCAGGCGAACCGGCGAGCGGAAACGCUCAUCUUCAGCAAACACGCGGUUAUAACGGUUCGAAACAACAACCUGUGCUUCAUGUUUCGCCUUGGCGACUUGAGGAAGAGCAUGAUCAUCAGUGCCACCGUGCACAUGCAGGUGGUGCGCAAAACCAUCACCAGCGAAGGCGAGAUCGUGCCUUUGGACCAGAUCGACAUCCAGAUGGACAACCCGGUGGGCACCAACAGCAUCUUCCUGGUGUCUCCCCUCAUCAUCAGCCACGUCAUUGACAAAAACAGCCCUCUGUAUGAUUUGUCGGCGGCGGAUCUGCAGCGUGAGGACAUCGAGGUGAUCGUCGUCCUGGAGGGGGUGGUGGAGACCACCGGCAUCACCACCCAAGCGCGGACCUCUUACCUGUCCGAGGAGAUACUGUGGGGCCAGAGGUUUGUGCCCACGGUGUCUGAGGAGGAUGGGAUGUACGCCGUGGACUAUUCUAAGUUUGGAAACACCGUGAGAGUGGCGACGCCGAGCUGCAGCGCCCGCGCACUGGAUGAGGCGGGAGGAAUGGAGAGAUUCAAACUGCACGAGUCGAGCAGCAGCGCGUCAUUGAGGAGGAGAAUUAAACCUCAAAACAGCACAGAUCUGUGAAUUUACUCUGUCAUUAACCUCCUGAGACACAGCGAAACGGUUUGACUUUUUAAUGUAUAUAUAUAUAUAUAAAACUGUAUUCUAGUUAUAGGUUGCCUUUUUUCCAUCAAAAAUACAGAAAAAGGUAAUAUUGUGAAAUAUUGUUAUGAUGUAAAAUGCAUAUGAUGUAAAUAAUAUGCAUUAAAAUUGAAUUUAUUCUUGUGAUCAAAGCUGAAUUUUCAGCAUCAUUACUCCAGUCUUUAAUGUCACGUGAUUUUUCAGGAAUCAUUCUAAUAUCCUGAUUUAUUAUCAAUGUUGGAAACAGUUGUGCUGCUUAAAAUUUGAUUUUCGGAACCUGUAAUAGGUUUUCUUUCAGGAAAAUUUUUACAUUUUAAAAGAACAGCAUCUAUUUAAAAUAGAAAUAUUUUCAAACAAUAUAUACUACCGUUCAAAAGUUUGGGUUAGUCCAUUUUUAUUCUCUGUUUCUUUGAAAGAAAUUAAUACUUUUAUUCAGCAAGGGUGUGUUAAAGUGAUAACUUUAACUAACAAUAUAAAGACUUAUGUUUGUUAGAAGAGAUUAAUGUUUUGAAUAAAUGAUCUUUAAAUGUUUUUUUUAACUUUUUAUUUAUCAAAGGACUCAAGUGUACAAAAGUAUUACAGGUUGAAAAAAUAAAUAAAAUAAAAUAAAUAAAUAAAUCAGUGUGUUCUGCCAUAUGAAUAAAUCAGCAUAGUAGAAUGAUUUCUGAAGGAUCAUGUGACACUGAAGACUGGAGUAAUGAUGCUGAAUUCAGCUUUGCAUCACAGAAAAAAAUACAAUUUUAAAUUAUAUUCAAAUAGAAACCAUUAUUUUAUAUUGUAAUAACAUUUUGCAAUUUUACAGUUUUUUUUCUGUAUUUUUAAUCAAAUAAAUGCAGCCUUGAGUCUUCUUUAAAACAGAUCUGAAAUAUUUCAUAUAUUAAAUAUCAUUUUAAUGUUACAUUUAAUGUAUACACACACAGCUAAUAUUUAAUUUGUAAUUUAAAGUUACGUAUUCAAAUAUUUUUAGAUUUGAUAUUUUAUAUAUGCUGCCUGUUGUAUAUAUACACACACAUUCAUAGUAUUGUAACAAUUUAUAACUAUGAAUAUAUUUUUAGUUUAAUAUUUAUUAUUUUAAUCAGUUUUUAAAGAAUAGAAAUUUAAUCUGAGACCUCUUUAAUUAUUAUUACUACAAUUAAUAUAAAUAUAUUAAAAAUUAACAUUAAAUAAAAAUAGAAAUUAUUUUGUAAUAUUUUUAUAUAUUUGCUUUCUCUAUACUCAUGCAUUACAUCAUAAUAAUUAACUGUAAUAAUACAUAAUUAAUGCAUAUAUUAGUUUAAUAUUUUAAUUGCAUAUUUAAUCUACAUUUUAAUCUGAGAUCUCUUCAAAAUAUUUUAAAUAAUUAUUUAUAUCAACAAAACUGUUCACAUGUCUACUGGUAAGUCUCAGGAGGUUAAUGCUUAAAUACCACGUUUGUAUGUACAGUUAAACACUACAGCAAUACUACAUCAAUAUUAUAUAUUUUAUUGAGGAUAAUCAGUUUUAGGAAAUACAGAUGCACUGAAUACGUGUUUUCUUCAUAUAAAGCUCUCUUGUUGAGAGAUACGCACGUUUGAAUGAAGGUCUCAGGGUGUUGAAUGAUUGCACGUGCUUUAAGAAAGCAUAAAAUCCCUGUUUCAUGCCUGCCUUGUUAUAUAAAUAAACCAGCCUGUUUAUUUGUACUGUA
Molecule: messenger RNA, 3524 nt
Organism: Labeo rohita (rohu)
Lineage: Eukaryota; Metazoa; Chordata; Actinopteri; Cypriniformes; Cyprinidae
Gene: kcnj11
Product: potassium inwardly rectifying channel subfamily J member 11
Exons: 1
Coding region: 662-1804 (380 amino acids)
Biological process (GO): regulation of monoatomic ion transmembrane transport; potassium ion import across plasma membrane
Cellular component (GO): plasma membrane
Molecular function (GO): ATP-activated inward rectifier potassium channel activity
Source: RefSeq, a predicted model, not a curated record